This is a messenger RNA of Sinocyclocheilus grahami, 1478 nucleotides long. RefSeq names its product prolyl 3-hydroxylase 2-like. Gene Ontology annotation, molecular function: procollagen-proline 3-dioxygenase activity; L-ascorbic acid binding; iron ion binding. The transcript has 12 exons. Gene Ontology annotation, biological process: collagen metabolic process. Bases 168 to 1376 code for a protein of 402 amino acids. Gene Ontology annotation, cellular component: endoplasmic reticulum. The record is from RefSeq and is a predicted model, not a curated record. Lineage: Eukaryota; Metazoa; Chordata; Actinopteri; Cypriniformes; Cyprinidae.
UCAACUGGUUCAAGAUAGAGAAUUGGCCAGAGGCCCCAAGCUAAUUUGACCUCGAGAUCUAUCUAAAUCAUGUUGAACUUUAUCUUCCAGAUCAUUACACACAGGUUCUUCACUGCCAGCAUGAGUGCAUCCGAGACUUGGCCACACGCCCCGGUCGCCUGUCGCCCAUGGAAAACUAUCUGCCACUGCAUUACGACUACCUGCAAUUUGCCUAUUUCCAAGGUGGAAGGAAUGAGAAGGCGUUGGAGUGCGCAUUGACCUACCUGUUGUUCCACGAAGGCGAAGAGUUCAUGACUGAGAAUGUGGAGCAUUACAGGGAAGUGCUGGGACAUGAUGGCCAGCCUCGCAAGGAAGCUGAACAGUAUCUAAAGCGGCACAAACAGGAGUUAGACCUGCUGCUCAUCGGCAGCAGUAGUCUUGGAGUGCCCUAUAUUGAAGCAAACUACUGGAGCAGUUCGGGUGGCAGAGAAGAUGCUAACAGGAUUCCUUCUGGUACCAAUGGCUGGAUGGACUAUGUGCCAAUAUCAGCAAAGAGAAAUGUCACAAUGUCUGUGUUACAAGAGUUGCGGGAAGGAGGUCCAUUGCUGUAUGAGAAUGUACGACUUGUACAGAACUCUGUCACUCUGAAUGGGAGUCAGAGGGCACUUUUUGAUUAUGUCAUCAGUGAGGAUGAGUGCUCUGAGCUCAAACAUCUGGCACACAGUGUCACUGCAGCUGGUGACGGCUACAAGGGGAAAAUGUCUCCUCACACACCAAAUGAGAAAUUCGAAGGGGCGACAGUAUUGAAAACGUUGAAGUAUGGCUAUGAGGGACGUGUUCCUUUAAAAAGUGCCCGCCUCUUUUAUGAUGUCAGCGAGAAGGCCAGGCGGAUACUUGAGUCAUACUUCAUGCUAAACUCUACUCUUCAUUUCUCAUACACACAUCUUGUGUGUAGGACCGCCAUAUCUGGUCAGCAGGACCACAGAAAUGACCUCAGUCACCCAAUACAUGCAGACAACUGUCUUCUGGACCCAGAAGCGAAUGAGUGCUGGAAAGAGCCGCCUGCUUACACCUACCGAGACUACAGUGCACUGCUGUAUCUGAACGGCAAUUUUGACGGUGGAGAAUUCAUCUUUACAGAAAUGGAUGCCAAGACUGUCACCGCCUCAGUGAAGCCCAGGUGCGGGCGAAUGGUGGGGUUCUCUUCUGGCGGUGAGAAUCCACACGGUGUGCGAGCGGUCACUAGGGGGCAGCGGUGUGCUGUGGCGCUCUGGUUCACUUUAGACCCCCUCUACAGGGAGCUGGAGAGGCUUCAAGCUGAUGAGGUGAUUCAAGCCCUGGAUAAUCAGCACAUGUGGGACCAAGGGCUGCAUAUAAACCCAAAAGACGAGUUAUAGUCCAUCAGCCAAUGGGAGAGAAAGUACAGGGUUCAGAUCAUUUCUUAUUUAUUUAAUAAGCAGAAUGAUUUUAUUUUUUUACUGUGUGAAAUUUUGUUUUAU